Molecule: messenger RNA, 519 nt
Organism: Meloidogyne enterolobii
Lineage: Eukaryota; Metazoa; Nematoda; Chromadorea; Rhabditida; Meloidogynidae
Source: the annotation of a GenBank genome assembly
UUCAAAGUAAUUAGGCAAAAUAUUGAAAUGUUUAAUUGUUUACAAAAAUGUCCAGAAUCCAACGAAAAUGAAAUUCUACAAAUGGGUGUUAAACCUUGGGAAGGAAUUUGUAACAAUUUAAGGGUGUUGGAAACACAAAUAGGUUGUUGGAAAAGAAACAUUGAAGUAAUUACACAGGAGUGUGAGUUCGAAAGCCAACAACUCCACCAUAGCACUGAACGUUUAACACACAAUGUUAGCGUUAUACUUGUUUCUCUCAUUUGCGAACAUUUAAGGCAUCUAUCUAUUUGUUUGGUUAAUAAAUACGGCAAAUAUUGUGGGGCUGUUUCUCAAAGGAUAAUAGAAAAUUUAUUUGAUAGCAGCCGUGAAACUAUGGCAAAAAUGUUAAAAAUAAAAUGGGAAUCUAAUUUACCUAAAGAAUGUAUUCCUAAUGGUUCUGGAAAGAAAUUUUCUAAUUUUGCUUUUUCUAAAAAUUAUUUUAUUUAUUUUUAUUCUUUAUUAUUUUUAAUUUAUUUUUAA